This is a messenger RNA of Drosophila eugracilis, 445 nucleotides long. RefSeq lists its product as uncharacterized. Lineage: Eukaryota; Metazoa; Arthropoda; Insecta; Diptera; Drosophilidae. The coding region runs from base 146 to 334 and encodes 62 amino acids. The record is from RefSeq and is a predicted model, not a curated record. The transcript has 3 exons.
CAUGCCAGACUGCACUUCCAAAUUCUAAGCUGUACAAACCACAUUUUAAAGUGUAGAUUAAAGAAACAACAAAUUAUUUCCAAAUUUCUUGUCCUAAUAUUCGACUGCGAAAGUAUUUUAAUUUGACCGUCAUUUCAUAUUUGCCAUGGAACCGGAUCCACCUGCUGUCAUUUUUCCACCAGGCCCAGGUGCAUUUAACCAACAUUUGGACUGCGAGAAUUUGGAUCAGAUGACGGAUAACUUGGACGACAUCCACAGGCCUUCGUUCUUCACCACUCUCAUGCGUUUUUUCGGCAAUAUUUUUGUCGAUAUGUUCAGUGCGAUAUUCAGCUGAGGAGGAAACCAAAACUAUCGAUAGCCCGCGGUCUAUAUGACACAUCGAAGCUCAAUGUUGCAGAACCCAUAGCCAUCACCAUAGCAGAAAAUAAAUGUUAGUUUAAAAUUA